GAGACCAUGCUUGAGUCAUUCUGUUACUUCUCUACCCUCCUGCUGCUAGUAGCGGGAGUAGAAAUCCGCCUGUAUGUGUCUCCUUCUGGGUCAGACACCAACAAUGGACUGACCCUGUCAAGUCCUUUGAAAUCCGUUCAAAAGGCGGUUUCCCGACUCGAUGACUCAGACGUUGCUGGAAAUGAUGUUAGCAUUGAACUGACACAAGGUUAUCAUGACCUCAGCCAAUCCGUGACUUUGAACAAGAAUUACGGACAUAGGGUGACGUUCAGAGCGUACAACGGACAGGAGGUUCACGUGACAGGUGGUAAACGACUUGGAAACCAUUUGUUCCAUCCAGUCAAAGACCCACAUGUGUUACAGACUCUGCCUACAACAGCCCAUAAUAAGGUCCUGCAGUUAAAGUUAACGGAUGCUGGUAUUCCGCUGACUCAGUUAGGACACUUGGGUAAGUUUGGAUUUGCCGUUCAGCGCACAGCUCCACUGGAGGUGUUCUACAACGGGAAACCUCUCCGUCUGGCAAGGUGGCCAAAUGACGGCUCCUACAAAAACGUUGUCACAACCCCAGAUGGUCCCCGAGGUCAAAAGUUUACGUACAGCCAUUCUGCUGUUGGUUCGAGAGCACAGAAGUGGGCAACAGAGAAGGAUUUGUGGGUGUACGGAUUUUGGUAUUGGGAUUGGGCGGACGAAUCAGCCCAUGUUGCUAAAGUGGACCCAUCUAACAACAUGAUCACACUGAGCACAAAACUACGUUAUGGCAUGAGACCAGGACAUUUUACACUGGGACCAAAUUCUGGAUACACCAGCCAAGGCGCAUAUUUCAACGUGUUCAAUGCAUUGUCAGAACUAGAUCAACAGGGAGAAUACUACGUCGAUAAGGAGACCGGCAUUCUGUACGUUUGGCCUCCCGAGCAUAACGGGCAGGUCGAGACGAGCGAUAUCAUCUACACUUCCUUGAUUAAUGAUCUGUUUCAAUUUUCGAAUGUAUCGUCAGUAACAAUGGAAGAUCUCAUACUGGAGAAUUGCCGACAUAAGGCGAUAGUGGGAGACCAUCUGGACAAAGUGAAGCUGCAAAGGCUUGAAAUUAAAAAUACGGGUUCUUACGGGAUGACGGUGAAGUCCAGUAAACACGUGACCAUUCGUCAGUGUGAAAUCCACGAUACAGACGGAGGAAUAGAAAUAGAUGGUGGUGAGAGGAAAACACUGACGUCAUCGGGCAACCUGGUGGAAAACAACCACAUAUGGAGUUUCUCUCGGGCUGCUGCUAUGAAUCAGCACGGCAUCAGUGUCACUGGGGUAGGGGCAGUGCUGCAGUUCAACCAUAUCCAUGAGGGACGGUAUACCGGCAUCUGGUGGUUGGGUAAUGAUCACACGAUAAGGAAAAAUCACGUUCAUCAUCUGUGCACGGGAGCCUCUGACUGUGGCGGGAUUCACACCGCACGAGACUGGACAAGUAGAGGAAAUGUCAUCAAAGAGAACCACAUUCAUCACGUGCUCCGCUACAUGCCUGGUGCGCAUGUCCGGGGAAUAAUGCUGGACGAUCAGUACUCCAGCGUAACGAUAGAAAAUAACGUAUUCCACGACAAUGAGUUGCAUAUCAACAUCGGCGGAGGCAGAGACAACAUUGUUCGCUACAACGUGUUCUACAAUGCUACGCACGCAGCUGUCGGAGUGGAUGCUCGUGGGAAGGAGAAAGUGAACUCUAGGGUCUUGUUUGAGAAAUUAAAGGCAAUGCCGUACACAAAUGCCCUCUGGACUAGCCGCUACCCUAAGCUAGCUCGCAUAGACAACGAAGAACCUAGUCUUCCCAAAGGAAACGAAAUUUACCAGAACGUCUUCUAUGGAGGAUCGUCAUCUAUAUUUGUGCCUUUAACAGGUUAUGACAGAACUGACUGGUAUAACGUACAUGAUAACUACCUGAGGUCAGGGCCGUCACUUCUACCCUGCUGCCAGUGA
Liolophura sinensis is the source of this 1956-nucleotide messenger RNA. RefSeq lists its product as uncharacterized. The transcript has 18 exons. Lineage: Eukaryota; Metazoa; Mollusca; Polyplacophora; Chitonida; Chitonidae. The record is from RefSeq and is a predicted model, not a curated record. The coding region runs from base 7 to 1956 and encodes 649 amino acids.